AUGUUGGACCGCAGCCUCAGGCUCAAGCGGCCACAUGUAACUGAUCCACAGAAACCGAACGUUAUUUUCUCAUCUAACAUCCCCCUCCGUGUGGCCAACUGUGUGGCCGAAAUGCACCUAUUUCUUGGAGGGAAAACAAGCAGGCUUGUGGAUGUGGCUCCGAGUGUAGGUGAGCUCGAAGUAGUACUAGAAGUCAAUACUUUACUACUGAGAAAUUGUGCAUUAACGCCGUUCGAAUUGGUGCGUCGCAACCUUGUUUUCGUUGCCAAUGCUAAGAAUCCAUAUACCAAGGUUGCCAGCGGGGUAGGCAAUGGCUCCGCAGAGGUCUUCGACUCAGCAGGAUUCACCGGAGUAUGGAAAGAGAUCUUCGCCCAGAAAUCUCCGUCUGAGGUGUUCGUGGCCAGUUUUCGUCUAACGUUAGACCACCUAACAAUAGACUUGGCUGAAGCUAGAAACAUGAACGUGGAAUUUCGUCAAGACGAGUAUUACGAGCUGCUAGCGAAGUGCGAUGACACUAUAAUCACAGAGGUGAGCACAUACCUCCGGCACCGUCUUUUGGCCGAGCUUAAAAACAACACAGACAUUUCAACAGACAUUGCCAACUCCAACACCAUUCUUCAAGAGCUGCCGUUCAACGAACUGGCAUCGCUGAUCAAAAACAUGCAGAGCAGGAACCUUUUCACCUUGGAGUCGUCGAGUUUUAUCGAUACCACCAUCGAGGGGAUAGACUCACUAAUAGAAAAGCAGAUUGUAUUUGAAGAGGACGAUUUCGAUCCAUCAGGUGAUGAAAUCAAGGUGCUUCACUCAGACGAUAGUGGGAAGUGCACGGCAAAUGAAGAUGAAGAUGAGCCUGUCCCAGGUCGUACUUCAAGAAUCAAUUCUGUUUCUCUUGAGGACAUUGAAGAGAUUCUUAAUGGAUCUUCCGAUUAUGAACUCAAAGAUGACAUCGAGGAUUUCAAUGGCUACUAUGGACAUGAUGAAACAAACCACCACCAAACAUGCUCAUCAAUUGGUCACAAUGAAAUCGGGCACUUCAAUCUCAGUCACAGAGAUACCAAUCAAGAUGUUGCUAGUCACAAAAAUCCCAAGGAUAAAGACACAAAUCUCAAUGACAACUCUAAUGAAGUCAUUCAUGUUGGUAAUCAAAACGGCUCACCUAAGCUAGACAAUACUUCUGACAAGAGCUUGGACGAUGACAAAAAGGAAAGUGCCGUUGCAUCAACCGCUACUGACACCGAUCAAGGCAUCAACAGGAAUGCUUAUAUUGAGGCAGAAGUGGAAGAUGAAACGAACUUUGUUUCCGACAUACACAACUUACGAGACAAUGACAGGGCUGAAAUUGAUGUUUAUUCUCAGGAAGAUGAGGACCUUAGCUAUGAAGUGGAGGAAAUUAACAUUGAUGACUACACCCCAGACCAUUACCAAGACGAUGCUUUGGAACCGUGCAUGCCCACAAAAUCGGCUCCGCUGAUCCUUAAUGAAAGCUCGCGGAUUAACACUCCUCAAACUUCGCCAUUACGACCCGGACCCAGUGGUCUUAUUUCCCCCAUUCACCCAGGCCAUGUGGUGCUUAGGCAAGCGUCGACUCCGGAGAUGCAGGUGCGUAAGAAGUCGUCAUUUGCCUACAUCACGAAUGAUGAUAACUCUGAUCUUCAAUUUGCAUUCCGCAAUAACUCAGAUGAAGUUCCCUCGUUCAUUAAAGAGAACAAGAAGUUCAAAUUCAUCAAGGUCGGAAAGGUGCAGAAGUUUGUCAGCUUGUUCGAGGAACAAAUGGAUAAGGAUACCACAAUCACUGGCGGUAGCAACGUUGGAAGUCGAGUCACCACCAGACCUGGCAGUCCACUCAAGAAAGGUGGCUAA
Molecule: messenger RNA, 1860 nt
Organism: Sungouiella intermedia
Lineage: Eukaryota; Fungi; Ascomycota; Pichiomycetes; Serinales; Metschnikowiaceae
Source: the annotation of a GenBank genome assembly